CCGGUGGAAAUAAAGAACGCUCGCGUUCUCACGUGACCAUUAUCCUCUAAUCCCGUUUGUCUUGGCCUGUUUGAUCAUCCUCCACAGGAGGGCGCAGUGACUCACUCUCCCCCCUCUACACUGUCCCAGUCUGGCGUACCAAAACAAAUCCUCCAUCCUUCCGUGCAAUGCGAUCCCACACCGCCUUCCGGCUGUUUUAGCAAGUUUGUGUGAGCCAGCCUCUGAGAGUGUUCAUAGGAAGACCGAAGUUAAUCCGGAGGUACAGACGUGAGGAAUGGUGUCCCGGUGUUAUUUAUGCAGGACAGAGCACCUAAAUUACGAGCGACUCACCGGUGUUGUGCCGAACAUUAAUCCGCGAUCGAACGGGCGCUCGUUCCGGUCUAACGUUAUCCUGUCCCGACGGACAAUACCGAGGUUUGGUUGAGCUCCGAUCCCAAACAGCUCUCACACAGGUGUCACAGACAGACUUACGGCUGUUUGAAGUUGACGAAAAGAGUCUGGCUCCGCCUCCUCUCCGUAUGAUAUGACAUCACUCUGCGGUUACCACAGAAACCAGGGCUCCACUGCAGACGGUUGACAGCCAAGCAGGUGGCAAAAUGUCUGCCCAGGUUGAGGUUGAUGCUGGGCGCCCAUGUGUGGUUGGGAGUCGUCUGCACCUUAGCCCUCUCAUAGACUCUAGCAAUAAGAGCUUGGUGGAAAGUUCAGAUGGCACCCAGGGGCAAAUUAUUAUUCCCUCAGAGCCUAACAAACCUGUUCCAGGCCCCAAGCCCAGACUCACCCCAAAACCUUUCACGGUGGAGAAAAAUCCUGCUUUACGCUCCAUUUUUGCUCCAAAAACACAUCCAAAACCAAAACCUGAAUCCAGUCAACCAGUUUCCUCCAAACCAGUCCUGUCUAGCACACCUAAACCACAGCCAGCCAGUAAACCCAGUCUACCAACUGCCUUUAAAACAGGACCGAAGCCCAGCGGACAAACAAACAAACCUGUAGCACAACCCUUUAAACCAGCACCUACCAUCAACUCUACUGAUUCCAACAAAUUAAGAACAACCCAAACUAGGGACGUGCCGAGAAGAACAAUCGUUGGAGCCACACCAGCUCGACCCAAAACCGUUGGUCAGGCCUCCACUCCUGGUGCUGAAUGGCCUUUUGCUCCUCGGAAAAAACAACCCAGCCCUUCAAUCACUCGUGCUAAAUCAAUGGGCUUCCUAUCAGAGGUCGGACUGAAUGAUGAGGACAGUAAGGAGGAUUCAGGUGCCAAGGCUGAGAGUUCUCCAACUGUUCUUCGCCCCCAAUCUAAAGGUUCAAGACCCAGACCGGUUUCAGCUGUGUUCCUCCAAAACCCCACUAAGUCCGAGUCUCAGGUUGUGCCCCCUACACCUGCUCCUCGUUGGACAAAGGGACGACCCCUUUCAUCUGACCUUACCUCAAAGUUUGAGUCAAUUGGGCUGUCCCUAAACCGGCGACCUGCCAAGGAGGAUGGCAAAGAAAACACUCCUCAAAAGCCAGAGGGUGCUGUAGCUGAGACUCAAGCGAAAGAACAGGGUGCUGAAAAGGCAGAAGGGCCAAAUAAGCCCCCUGUGGUUGAGAAAAGGACUCAACAGAUUGAAUCGAAAGAUGAGGACUCAAAGAAAGACUCUAAACCUGAGGAUACAGGAAGUAGCAGUAUAAAGAGACGCAUCAGCCUGCUCUUGGACUCUUCUUCCUCCUCCUCCUCAGUGGCACGUGUGGAUACUCCAGGGACUGAGCCUCUUUCACCGGGGCUGUCUGUCUCUGAUACUGAUGGAGCGGUGGGGGUGAAACAGCGAAUCAAAGAACUGACCGAAGAAGUGCCUACUGCGCUGUCACCACCCCAGAAGCCACAAUGUAAGCCACGUAACCUAGUAUCUGGACGCGCUAAAAGAUUUGAGGCAGAGCCUGAAAGCCAUAGUUCCUAUGAGCUCAAAAGCCCCCAGCAGGCUGAAGAAGAUCUCAGCAAAAAGUUUGAUUUCUCCACGAGUGAAGGGAAGUUCACCAAACAGGAGGAGAGGAAAGCACCAUCACUGGGUGUUCAAGACUUGCCUACCAGUUUUGAAAGUGAUGGAGUGCAAACAGUACGAGCGUCUAUGUUUGACCAUGUGGUGGAGAGGCAUAAUGUUCAAAUGAUGGAGGAUAACAUUUCACAAGAGCCAAGAGCACAGCAGGAAAGCACAAUUAAACCCAUGCCAAGACGAAACCACUCUUUGCGUAUUCAAGAUAACACCUUUAAAGCUCUUGAAGAUUAUGAUUCUGGUAGUUUGGUCAAAGCAACCUAUAGAGAACAGGUCUCUCCUUCCAGCCCUGUACGUGCGGACCAUGUAUUUGACACUGUGGCUGUGUUUGGAGAGAGCCAUGCUUUUAGUGAAGUUUUGCCAACCGCUUCGCUUGAGGACAGAGCUCUCACACUGCGUUCUAAGCGAUCAGUUCCUCCACGUAAAGAGGACAGACCUACUCAUGAGAUAAGUAACCCGCUAAAAGAUGACACAGCCACUCCACGUUACCUCAGAGUUGGGGCAUUACACAAAUUGACUACCACAGAGGCAGACAGAGAGAUUGAAUCUCAGAGGGAGCAACAGAGAGAGAUGUUGAGAAAGAUGGAAGAAGAGAUACAGAGACAGACGGAAUUGCACAUGGCUGCAGCAGCAGCAUUGGAGGAAGAGGAGGAAGAUAGUGAAGCAGAAAUGAAGAAACCGUUAGAAACACAAAGAGACGGAGAAAGGGAACGAGAGGAAGUUGCAGCACCCAAACGGCCUAAGAUGUUAGAAGCAGAAGAACAAAUGAACAAACCUAGAGCCACUUACUUUGCUCUGACUGGUCAGAUUCAAGAGCCUGUGCAUCAAGGUGAAAGAGUGGAUGAGGAAGCAAUCUUAGGGAGAGUUAAACGAAGUAUGGUGGGUGGAGAGGACAGAGGGAUGAAGGAGGUUCCAUUUGAUGAUUUCACUGUUAGAUUAGGGCAGUGGGGUCCUCAGAAUCCAGUUGCUUCAUUCAGAAGAAAUCCUUCAUUGGAAGCUGCAAUGCAGAGAGAUUUGCAAGAGGAACAGCAUAAAAAGGACACUGGACUAAGAACAGAUCACAUAUUACAAGAAAGGGAACGGCAAAAAACAGACAGGGAUGAGUUGGAAAAAGAGAGACAAAGAAAAGAGUUUGAAAAGGUGAUGAAACUGAGAGAUUUGGAGAUAAAGAAACAAAAAAUUGAAAGGGAGAAAAGGAGAGAAGUUGAGAAACAGAAAGAGAAAGAGAGACAAAAAGAGUUGGAAAGACAGAGGGAGUUGGAGAGACAAAGGGAAAUUGAACAACAGAGACGAGAAAAGGAGCGACAGAAACAAAUUGAAUAUGAGCGAAUGAAGGCUGCAGAAAAAGAACUAGAUCAGCAGAGGGAGUUGGAGAGACAAAGGGAAAUUGAACAACAGAGACGAGAAAAGGAGCGACAGAAACAAAUUGAAUAUGAGCGAAUGAAGGCUGCAGAAAAAGAACUAGAUCAGCAGAGAGAGUUUGAGAGGCAACGACAAAAAGAGUUUGAGCGAGAGAAAGAGAGAAUGCUCGAACAAGAGAUGCUGAAGAUUCGAGAAUUUGAAAAACAGAAGGAGAUGCUGGAGCUUGAGAGACAAAGGGAAAUUGAAAGGCGAAAGCACAGAGAACUUGAAAAACAAAGAGAAAUGGAGAGGCUUAAGGAGUUCGAAAGACAGCGAGAUUUGGAGAGGCAGCGAGAGUUGGAGAAACAGAAAGAGCAAGAGAGGGAAAGACAGAGAUGGUUGGAAAGGCAGAAAGAAUUGGACAGGCAAAGGGAACUUGAGAGGCAACAAGAGUUGGAGAGACAACAGGAAAUUGAAAGACAGAGGGAGACUGAAAGGCAGAAAGAACUUGAAAGACAGAAGCAGAGAGAGCUUGAGAUUGAGAUAUGGAAGCGGCAGAGAGUAGAGGAGAGAGAGGCUAAAAAAGAGCUUGAAGAACUUGAGAGGAUCAAGGAGCUAGAGAGACGACAGCUUCUUGAUUUUGAGUUGCAGAGACAGCGGGAAAGACAACUCCAGCAAGAGCAAGUGAAACAGAGAUCAAAAAAAGAGCGAGAAGAGAGACAACAGAACCCUGAAAGGCAGAGAGGAGCAGAACGACAUCGGAUGGAGACUGAGCAAGAGAAGUCUAUACCUACAUCUCCACUUCGGCCUAAAGUUCUUGAUCUGGAUGCAAUGUCCCUUGGUUUUAGGAGUGGUCGAGACAGCCAUGAGAAUAGCCCCACAGCUCGAUGGAAGCAGCCCUCAUUUCUUCCUGCUGAGCUUUACAAACCUGCCAUCUUAGACAUUGAUUCAUUCAGGAGUCAAACCCAACCUGAUUCCUUCCCUUUAACUGGAUUUGCAGGUUUGGAGUCAGGAGGUGUUGGUUCAGUGAUUCAAGCUCGCCCACAGGCCACACAGCCAAAUGUUCUCAAACCCCAAACACCAUCCCAAUUUCAGUCUCCUCCUCAGUCCCAGUUUCACCCUCAGUCCCAGGCUUUCUUCCAGCCCCCCCCUGCAGAACGUAUGAGAACUCAACUCCCGCCACCUCUGCAACCUCAAAUUCUGCAUCAAACCCAACCUCAUUCACAGCCCUCUGCUACAGAAAGACCUAAGCCACAAACCCACUCAUUGAUUGAGACCUCAGAUUGGGCCUUUGUGGCUCAGCAGCCCAUCUCAGCUUUGCCCCAUGGGCAAACUAAUGCUUGGGGACAUACUCAAGCAGAGCUGGCUGUAGAUGAGCCCCUUUGGGUACAAGCCAUGGGAGGAUCCAGAAGACCAAUUAGCACCAGACCUGGUGGCCUUGAUCAACAACUCUUGCGUCAUGAGGAUAGAGGUUUAAGUAACGUUUUGACACCCAGUUCAACCUCUUCCAUGAGUCCAGUCUCUAUUCCUGUACAGCAUCCCACUCUUGCACCAUCCAUGGUUCCAAUUCAAACACCUGUGUCGACUGCCCAACCAGGUUUUGGACCCUCUGUAGCCCCUACAAUGACCCCAGAGAGACGCUGGACCUCAGCACCUUUGAAUGUAGGGUCAAGUGGAGCUUUGGUUUCUUCUCCCAAAACGCCAGUAGCUAAGAAAGAGACUCCUGUACCCACUAGUCACGUUGCAAAUAUCUCUGUCACCGAUCCUAUGUGGAGCCCAAACUGGGAGCUGGCAUCUCAGGGACAGAGAGAGAACCGAGCCUCACACAGGGACAAAAUACAACAGAAACGUUCAAGGAGUAUGAGUCGAAGAUCGGCCCCCACAGAAAGCUCUGCUGAUGGCCCACUUCCCCAUGUAAGAACUCGCAGAAGUCGGAGUGCACACAAAGAAAGAAGUGGAGAGAGCUCGGAGCUGGUAAAACAAUGUGUUAGUGGACAGGAGGACAAUAAAGACACAGACAAUCUGGUGCAGGAGACCGACAGUCAGUACAGCACAUGGGAGACUGGACUUCGCACUGAUGACAGCCUCACUCCAGCUACACCUUCAUCUGAUGACAACCUCAGCCCGUCUCCGCAGAAGCCCAGCCCACCUCACACAGCUGAACAGCUCCUUCUCAUCGACACGCCAGAUGGAUCGACAUCAUCUCCUCAAAAGCAGCCCGAGCUCCCAUUCCCAGAGACCCACACGACACUGUUAGACUCCAGUGCACUGCGUGCCAGAGUCAGUCUGAACAAGAUGAGCACUCGCAGAGCCCCGCCCUCUCGAGUCGCCCGUCACAGCGCCCUCUUAUCACAAGUACCCGAGGGAACCGGAGCAGAUGAUGAAUGGCGCUACAAGGACUCAACAGAGAAGAAGACAGACUCCCCUAAGCAGGAUGAAGACUCGGACUCUGAGGAGCAGGCCAAGGAAAUCGGAUCCCGGACUUCCUCCAUGUCUCAGCCUCAGAGAGUGGCGCUCUUCCCUGGCAUGGACCCGUCUGCUCUAAAGGCUCAUCUAAAGAAGAGAGGCGAUUCAGACAAUCAGACAGACGGCCCGACACCCCCUCAGCUCUCACGCCCCCCCAAAUCUCCAUUCUUGCCUCGAGCCUCCCGUGUGCUGCCUCCUGCUGGCGGCAAAGAGAAUGUAGAAGAGUCCUCUCCUCAGUGGCUGAAAGAACUUAAGACUAAAAAACGCUUGAGUCAGUAUGAAAACGACGGUACAGCCUGAACACGCAGGAUGCCUUAUAACUGCAGUAUCUGUAGCUGUAACUCGCGACAGAAGCCUUAACCUUUGACCUGGAUUUGACGGGAAUUCUGCUGCUGCUGCUGACUACGAAAUAAUUUUGUUUCAUUCGUUUUUCUGGUCUUCUUCUUCAGUCGUAUACAUGUGCAUGGUGCCUUUCUAAAAGAUUUCUGACUUACAUUAAGAGCGAAGCAGAGAUCUGUGUGUAAAGCGUGUGUCCACGUAUGUAUUGUCGAGUUUCUCUUCAGCUCUUCGUCAUACGAGAGAGAAUUAUUUUUGCAUAGAGCCACUUUAACCUCUAGCGAGCGAGAGAUCAUUCUUUAUAGUUCAACUGUGGGUCCAGGCGCACCUACAAGUAACCAGAAGUGCUUCAUAUAACUGGAGUAUGAUGUUGGUUUAUUUUUACCCUUUUAUGUUCAUAGUACUACAGCUUCAGUGCUAUUAUUUGUUUGUUUGUUUGUCAUAUUCCCAUUGAUUUUGUGCAGUGGAUGGUUAUAGGCAUCAACUGCACAUGCAUUAUAGAUGAUCACAAUUUAUUUUUAAUCUUUAAUAGUCGACAAAUCAAUGCUGAGCUGUCUGUAUAGAUAGUGUAUCUAGUCAUGACAAAAUGUUAAUCACAGAAUGUUAUAUGUGUAUUAAUGUCGGUUCGAAAGGAAUGUGGUAAAUGUUUAAUGAUCAAAAAUGAGUUCAAGUUCAUUUACGGCCCUGUAUGUGUGUUGAUGUGUGUGUGGAAACCUGUCUGGUUGGGCCACUGAAUGAAUUUGUUUGCACAUGUCUCCUAAUAACCUUCUAUUUUUUUUAGAUUUGAGACAUUCAGACCUGCAUAGUUCUGUAUGCUGCCUCCGUUUGUCUAGCUUUCUAGCUGUUUGAAUCCAUAAUAUCAUGAUUGACAAAAUUGCGCAUGUACAAUCAGUAUACAUUCUCUUUAUUUCACUUUUUUGUUCUUUCUUUUUAUCACAAUUCUUUACUUGCUUUAACCGUGGGCCAAAAAUGAUGAUAGGAAAUUGCGCAAUCAGCGUAUAAAUCUCUUUUUUUCUGCCCUUACAAGAAAAUAUUGAAUGAAUACAGAAGGGAAAACUUUUAAUUUGUUUUCCUCACUUUAGGUUACACACAUCUCGAGUUUGUUUUCUUUUGUUUACUAGUUUGCUUGAGGGAAAUUUGAGAUGUCAAAGUACUGUAAACAUCGUUCACCUUGCAUUGCAAACAUGUUGUAAACGUAUUUUUGAAAAAAAAAAAAAGAGAGAAAAAAGCGCUGGGCCGUUGUGCCACUCCCACAUAACAAGCACUUUUCACCUGAUAAUGACCAGCGGCUCUAAGCAGUAGUCACUUUUGUACCACAUGAGUCUUCACGCGUGAUAUCAAUGUUGUGAUGCUGACGUAUGUGAGUAAUAUGUCCUAUGGUUCUUUUUUUAUUUUAUUAUCAGCUUCUUUUCAUUGUCUGACUAUACAGUUGUUAUAGUGCGUUUAAGGGUAAUUUGUCCUUUUUAUUUUAAAUCCGACUGUAAAGAUGUUUAUUGCACUGUUGUAAUGCCAGUGUCCAAUACUGUAAAUUCAUAAUAAAAUUUGCUAUAAAUAUA
Molecule: messenger RNA, 7729 nt
Organism: Carassius auratus (goldfish)
Lineage: Eukaryota; Metazoa; Chordata; Actinopteri; Cypriniformes; Cyprinidae
Product: zinc finger CCCH domain-containing protein 13
Exons: 13
Coding region: 597-6137 (1846 amino acids)
Source: RefSeq, a predicted model, not a curated record